AAUUAUAUUGGUAAAUUUUUGAUAUUUUACCGAUUUUCUCGUCUCCAUUUUAAAAGAACAAUGUGCAGCGCGGCAAAAACAUUAUUGGCUCUAACGUGAGCACAUGCGCAGCUCCUUAUAUCUGUGACUAUCUCGUGUCUUCGACACACGCUAUUAUAAUUAGACAUGGUGUAAAUAUAUGUAAUAUUCGACGCGUCGUAAAUUACAUUUACGACGCGUAAUUUAUACGUACCCACCACUGGCCCCAGGGAGACUGAUCGACCCCAAAGGAUCUGCAAACUCAUAUAUAUUAGUCGGCAAAACAAAGAAAAGCAGCCUCGUGUUCCCUCUGUUGUACGCCUAUACGCUGCGAAAUGAUACAGAUCACGCCUGGACUGUUUUAAUAAAGGUAUAAGUACGGCGCUUAUUUUUCAACAAAGAAAAUGUUUUCAAAGUGCACGAAAAAUAUGACAUAGCUUGGAAUUGUAGCAUUUUAUUGAAUAUAAAUGGAUAAGGGGAUGAUAAUUUAGGAAGGAAGAACUAUUAACGACAAUAAUGUUUGCACAAGUGAAAUUAAUGAUAUCAGGGAAAUUCGCGGAAUUUCAUAAAAAAUUAGGCACUAAUGAAGAUCUUGAGUUUCGAGUGAGAACAGCAGUGAAAGCAUUAGAAGAUGUUUUACCUUUGGACGUUCAGUGCGAAUGUAAAGAUUCUCAAGUGUCUAGCAAUUUACGAAAGGAAGCAGAUCGGUUAUUCUUUGAAGAAAAGGGAAACCUUGUAAGCCUUUUACAGGCCUGGGAAUUCUACUCAAAGAGUAUAGCACUUGCUGAGAGCAGUUCUCGAGAGUUACCAUUAGCCUAUGCAAAUAGAUCAGCAAUUUUAUACAAUCUAAAGAAAUAUGAACAAUGUGUCAGGGACAUUAAUCGAGCACUUGAACUUAAUUACCCUGAUACGCUGAAAGCAAAUUUACUACGAAGAAAGGCUAAGUGUCUUAAAUUACUAGGAAAACCAGAGGCUGAGGAUGCUUGUGAAGAAGCAAAACGUUGGCUGCAAAACAUAAAAUUAAACGAUAAGAAUAAAGAGCAACUUGAACAAAAAAUACAGACUGCAACACAGAUCACAGAACUGCCAAAAGUGGAAGACAUCAGUUCAAAGAAAUCUUUGCUAAAGUUUAAAAGACAUGAGAGGAUUUCUUGUGCUUCAGAUGCCAUAGAUCUGAAAUACGACGAAGCAAAUGGUAGACAUACUGUAGCAAAUCGUGAUAUAAAUGUUGGUGAAAUUCUUGUUUUUGAAAAACCUUAUGCUUUACUGCUAAAACCAGAACGCAUUUACACCCAUUGUUCACAUUGUUUUAUAAGAGCUUGGGAUAGUAUCCCUUGCCCAAAUUGUAUACAUGCCAUGUAUUGCUCUACCAAGUGCAGAGAUAAAGCUUGGGAACAAUAUCAUGAUAUUGAAUGCCCUAUUAAAGGCUACUUUUUAAGCUUAACAAUGAAUGAUCUAGCACCGUUUAGUUUAAAGUUAGCUGUAUUAGCUGUAAGAGAAGCUGGUGGUAUCGAUAAGCUCCGCCAACAACUAAAAGAAGUUGAUAGUUGUACAGAUCCAUUAACUAAGGGUUUUUCAGAAGAAAAUAUCUAUCGUAGUGACAUAUACAAACCACUGUAUUGCCUUGCAUCACAUGAAGAUAAACGAUGGCUGCCGGAAGUUGUCUCUAUGACCAUGAAUGUAGCUGUGAUUUUAUACUUUGUGUUCACAUUGACUUCAUUUUUUGGAGAAACAACAAGUAAAAGUCUUGAAGCUUUAUCAGAUAAUGAAGAUGCUAUUUUUAUUGGUAAACUUAUAGCUCACCAUUACAUGAUUAUCCAAGUGAAUGACCAUGAGAUGAAUGAAAUUGACGACAAUGGCUGCAAUCAUAGUCUUGGUGCUGUUGUUUUUCCAUUCAGUAGUCUUCUUAAUCAUAGCUGCAAUCCAAAUGCAACAAGGAUUCCCGUGAUUGGAGAAGAUAAUAGUAUACAACAAAUUAUAAUAGCUCAACAUCCUAUAAAAAAAGGAUCUCAGAUUUAUGAUGAUUAUGGAUUUGAUUUUGCUAUGGAAAAUGCGAGUAUUGAAAAAAGAAAGGAGCUCUGUAAUAAGUAUUAUUUUACAUGUGAGUGUUUGGCUUGUAAAGAAAAUUGGCCUAAAUUGAACGAUUUACCAAGCAUAUUUUCAUUUUCUUUGGGCAAAGAAAGAAAAACUGAGGUAAAAAAAGCAGUUAAUAAAACUUGGAAGUAUGGAAAAAGCAUUUCAUCUGCAGAUGUUAAUAGAUUAGAUGCAGAAAGUAAGGAUGUUUUGAAAACUUUAGCACAGGCAGUUACAAUUUUGUACAAAUGUUCAUCACAACCAUCAAAGGAAUUCUACCAGUCAGUUAUAUUGUUUAGACAGGCUUUCUUAUUAAUUCACGGAAAUCGAUUCCGGCUCAAGGUUCUAGAAAUCCAAAAAAGUAAAAUCUACAGUCGAAAGAUGUUACCACCAGAUCAAAUCUUGUCAAUAUUGAAAUUAGACGGCUUAGUAGAAGACAUAAAAAAUAAAAAUGACUGUAAACAGAGAGUGCAAAUAACACUGCAAGCGAUAGAAAAAAUGUUACCUUUGGAUGUGAAAUGUGAACAAAAAGAUUCUAAAGAAUCAAAGGCAUUAAGAAAUGAAGCAGAUACCUUUUUUGUCAAACGAAAAGGUGAUAAUAAGGCCUUGUUUAAAGCUUUGCAAAUGUACACUAAAAGCAUAGCCUUAGCAGAAAAUUCAUCAACUGAAUUAGCUCAGGCAUAUGCUAACAGAUCAGCUAUUUUAUUUAAUUCGGAUAAAUUGGAAGAAUGCAUUAGAGACAUCGACAGAGCCUUAGAGCUUAGUUAUCCAGAUCACUUAAAGGCAAAUUUGCUACGACGAAAAGCUAAAUGUCUAAAACUCUUGGAUAAGACAGAUUUUGAUAAAGUAUGUGAAGAAGCAAGACAAUGGCUUGAAAAUAUGACUGUGAGUGACGAGAAAAAAGAGAAGUUAGAAUCUAAAAUUGUUUACAUAAAUAAAGAACUGGGAACUAAAUCGCAAUUGGAACAAAAUGAAGAUUUACAAAAAAUAACUCUACCAGAAAUAAUACGUAAUGAAAUAAUUCCCUCAGCCUCGGAUGCUAUUAGUAUUAAAUAUACUAACGUUUUUGGUAGACACUUGGUUGCAAGUAGAGACAUAGAUGUUGGAGAAAUUCUUGUUAUUGAGAAACCAUAUGCAUCUGUUUUAAGUUCUCCAAACAUAUAUACUCAUUGUUCACAAUGCUUUAAAAGAACAUGGGACAGUAUUCCUUGUGAUAAAUGCAUAUAUGCAAUGUAUUGCUCUGAAAAAUGCAGAAGCGAGGCUUGGCAGCAGUAUCAUGACAUUGAAUGUUCUAUCAAGGGAUAUUUAAUUGGCCUACGAAUGAAUGACUUGUCAGGAUUAAGUUUAAAACUUGCCAUAUUAGCUGUUAGGGAGAGUGGAAGUAUUAGAAAAUUAAGAAAAAAAAUAAGAAAAAUUGAUGAUUGUGAAGAUUACCUAAUGAAGAGUAUUUCAGAGGAUGGAACUUAUCACAGUGAUGAAUAUAGACCUUUUUACAGUCUUGUCACUCAUGAACAAAAUCGAAAAAGAUAUGACCUUUUAGCAUUGUCAUUGAAUACUGCAAUAACUUUAUAUUAUUUAUUUUCGUUUACAUCUUUUCUUGGGGACAAUACCAUGAAAGAUCUAUCUGCUCUUUAUGAAAAUGAAGAUGCUAUGUUUUUAGGAAAGCUAAUUGCAAAACACCACAUGCAACUAGAAUUAAAUGAUCAUCAGUUCAACGAAGUUUAUAAUGGAGAAAACAUCAAAAUUGGGUCUGUUAUUGGUUCUGUUACGAGUCUCCUUAAUCACAGUUGCAAUCCAAAUGUGGGCAGAUGCUCUCGUUUACGAGAUAGUGUUCUGCAACAAGUUAUCAUUGCUUUACACCCUAUAAAAGAGGGUUCACAGAUAUUGGAUGACUAUGGUUGUAAUUUUGCUUUUACGCUAAAAUCUGAAAGAGACAAAUACAUAGAAAGGUUUUUUUUUAAAUGCAAUUGCAUAGCUUGCCAAGACACUUGGCCUUUAUUUGAAGAUCUACCUUCCAUACUAUCGAUCAUAACAGAUAAAGAAAAGAAAGUUGAGGUUGCAAGAGCAAUUAUAAGAAGUAAAAAACAUCAUAACACUAUCACUGAAUUACGUGUAAAUAAACAUCCAGGUGAUAAAGAGACAAUUUUAUCCAACUUAAUUAAUUCUAUUAAAAUAGUUUUUGAGGCUACAUCAAAACCAAAUAAAGAAUACAUUGAAUUAAUACAGCUAUUUUGUCAAGCAUUUGUUCUUAUCCAUGGGAAUUUUUUUGAACUUCAUUAAUUUAAAUAUUACUAACUGUACGACAUUUAUUUUAUCGCACUUGAAUGUGGUUGUAACUAUAAAAGAUGUAUGACAAUCACUUGAAAAUAGUAUAUCUUUUAUUUAUAAAUUAUACUUGGUUUAUUACUACAUACAUAAAUUGUCAAUAAUUUAUCUUUCAUAAAGAAAAAUGUAAACGUUAGAUUAACUGUAACGUUUAAUAUGUAUUUUUUAGAACUAUUUAUGUUGUGCAAUACCAAUAUUUGUAUGUACAAGUUUGAUCAUACAUUCAUGAAACACAACGUUUUUAAAACUAGAAAAUAUAAAAACUAUAAGCAUAAUUUUUUCAUUCUUAUAAACAAUUUCACAGUCAAUUGCACAUUGCACCUAUAUUAAUAAAUAUCAAUUUGGUCAUUGGAUGCGCAUUCAAAAUCACUUAUAUGGAUAAAGUUAAAUGAUAAAAAUACUUAUUAAGCUAUAUUAUUUUAUAAGCUAUAAUAUUUACAUAUGCGAGUAAAAUGUACAAAGAUGCGAAUCAGAACAGAUAGUGAAACAACAUGUGACUUAUUUAAAAAUAACUCAAUAAGCUAUAUAAAAACAAUUUCAUGCAGAAAUUUUGAAAAAAAGAAAUAAAAAAUACAAUCUAUAAGUAUAAUCUAUAUGUAUUUAUUAUAUUUCUAAUACAUCGUUAAAAAUAAAAUGAGCUCCAAUCACGAU
Molecule: messenger RNA, 5067 nt
Organism: Nasonia vitripennis (jewel wasp)
Lineage: Eukaryota; Metazoa; Arthropoda; Insecta; Hymenoptera; Pteromalidae
Exons: 11
Coding region: 535-4371 (1278 amino acids)
Molecular function (GO): protein binding
Source: RefSeq, a predicted model, not a curated record